Messenger RNA from Zonotrichia leucophrys gambelii, 9107 nucleotides. RefSeq names its product protocadherin 10 (gene PCDH10). NCBI's taxonomy places the organism in Eukaryota, Metazoa, Chordata, Aves, Passeriformes, Passerellidae. The transcript has 6 exons. Bases 1026 to 4130 code for a protein of 1034 amino acids. Gene Ontology annotation, molecular function: calcium ion binding. Gene Ontology annotation, biological process: homophilic cell-cell adhesion. Gene Ontology annotation, cellular component: plasma membrane. The record is from RefSeq and is a predicted model, not a curated record.
GCCGCGCCGGGAGCGGAGCCGGGACGGGAGCGCAGCGGCGGCGGCACCGCACACACAGACACAGGGGCUAGGCGAGAAAGCAGCAAGAGAGAGGAAAAAAAAUAAUAAUCCCCACCGCGAUCGGCACCGCCGUAAAAGCAGAGCGAUGAUGAUCGUACUCGUAGCAAUAACAGAAGAAAAGACCUUUGACAGAGAAGAGAGAAAUCUAAAAUCUUUAAAUUAAAAAAAAAAAAAAGAAAAAAAAAGGAAAUACCAGGGACAUCGGGGAAUGAAAGUUUUGGGUAGCUAAGCUGCUCUCUGCCUUUUUUUUUUCUUUUUUUAUAUGUAUAUGAAAUCCUUUUGCGGGUAAUUUUUUUUUUUUUUAAUUUCGCGGUUUUCUGCCUUUUCCUUGCAUCCAAAGAGGGCAUGCCCACCGGCUGUUCCAGCAGCAUCUACCCUCCAACUCCCACCAGGAAGACAAACCGAGGACAAUCUUGAAAUACAAAAAUUUCCUCCUUGGAAUUUGCUGCUGCUACUGCUGCUGUCUCCGCCGCCACUGCUGCUGCCGCGGUGCAGUGCCAAGACUCUCGGAAUAAAUAAAAGAGGGCUACAGUGUGUGUCUCUAGCUACAGCCGGCUAAUAGCUAUUUUAGUUGGCCGGCACAUCUCGAAGAUCACAGAUGAAGCGGGGACGCCUGCCUUCUUCGUUGGCUCAGCGUGUGAAACAAUAAUCCCCGUAACAAAAAGGAGGGAGAUGGGGGAGAAAAAAAAUCCUAACAUGAAUCAGAAGAAAUAGUAUCUAGCACCCCCCAGCCCCCCCAAACCAACCUCUCCCCCUCCCCUUCCCCCGAUCCCACUCUCUCUCUCUCUCUGCACACGCUUGCAGGCGCGGGCACGCGCGCGCACGCACAGACACACAGACGCGCGCACCCAGACACACAGACACGCACACACACUGUACUGUGUAUUUUCGGAGGAGGAGGUGGCUUUUGGAAGAGGAGGCAGCGGUGGUGUCGGGGAGGGGGGAAUCUCUUUCCCCGUCUGGAGAUGGUUGUGCUAUUCCUCUUUGCCUCGCUCUGGAUGCUGGAGGGGGCUUUUUGCCAGCUCCAUUACACGGUGCAGGAAGAGCAGGAGCAUGGCACGUUCGUGGGGAAUAUCGCCGAGGACCUGGGCUUGGACAUUACAAAACUUUCGGCUCGGCGCUUCCAGACGGCGCCCAACUCCCGCAGCCCUUACCUGGAGCUUAACCUAGAGACCGGCGUGCUCUACGUGAACGAGAAAAUUGACCGCGAGCAGAUCUGCAAGCAGAGCCCCUCCUGCCUGCUGCACCUGGAGGUCUUCCUGGAGAACCCCCUGGAGCUGUUCCGCGUGGAGAUCGAGGUGCUGGACAUCAACGACAACCCGCCCUCCUUCCCGGAGCCCGACCUGACCGUGGAGAUCUCGGAGAGCGCCACGCCGGGCACCCGCUUCCCGCUGGAGAGCGCCUUCGACCCCGACGUGGGCACCAACUCACUGCGCACCUACGAGAUCACCCCCAACAGCUACUUCUCCCUCGACGUGCAGACCCAGGGCGACGGGAACCGCUUCGCCGAGCUGGUGCUGGACCAGCCGCUGGACCGGGAGCAGCAGGCGGUGCACCGCUACGUGCUGACGGCGGUGGACGGCGGGCAGCCCCAGCAGCGCACCGGCACCGCCCUGCUCACCGUCAGGGUGCUGGACUCCAACGACAACGUGCCCGCCUUCGAGCAGCCCGUGUACACCGUGUCGCUGCCCGAGAACUCGCCGCCGGGCACGCUGGUGCUGCAGCUGAACGCCACGGACCCCGACGAGGGGCAGAACGGCGAGAUCAUCUACUCCUUCAGCAGCCACAUCUCGGCCCGCGCCCGGGAGCUCUUCGGCAUCGCGCCGCGCACCGGGCGCCUGGAGGUGAGCGGCGAGCUGGACUACGAGGAGAGCAGCGUGUACCAGGUGUACGUGCAAGCCAAGGACCUGGGGCCCAACGCCGUGCCCGCGCACUGCAAGGUGCUGGUGCGGGUGCUGGACGCCAACGACAACGCGCCCGAGAUCAGCUUCUCCACCGUCAAGGAGGCGGUGAGCGAGGCGGCGGCGCCGGGCACCGUGGUGGCCCUGUUCAGCGUGUCGGACCGCGACUCGGAGGAGAACGGGCAGGUGCAGUGCGAGCUGCUGCAGGGCGACGCGCCCUUCCGCCUCAAGAGCUCCUUCAAGAACUACUACACCAUCGUCACCGAGGGGCCGCUGGACCGCGAGCAGCCGGGCGGCGACGCCUACACGCUGACCGUGGUGGCCCGGGACCGCGGCGAGCCGCCGCUCAGCACCAGCAAGUCCAUCCAGGUGCGGGUGAGCGACGUGAACGACAACGCGCCGCGCUUCAGCCAGCCCGUGUACCAGGUGUACGUGAGCGAGAACAACGUGCCCGGCGCCUACAUCUACGCCGUGAGCGCCACCGACCGCGACCAGGGCGCCAACGCCCGCCUCGCCUACUCCAUCCUGGAGAGCCAGAUCCAGGGCAUGUCCGUCUUCACCUACGUCUCCAUCAACUCCGAGAACGGCUUCCUCUACGCCCUGCGCUCCUUCGACUACGAGCAGCUCAAAGAGUUCAGCUUCCAGGUGGAGGCCCGCGACGCGGGCGAGGAGCCGCAGCCGCUGGCCGGCAACGCCACCGUGCACAUCAUCGUGGUGGACCAGAACGACAACGCGCCCGCCAUCGUCAGCCCCGUGCCCGGCCGCAACGGGACCCCGGCGCGGGAGGCGCUGCCCCGCGGCGCCGAGCCGGGAUACCUGGUCAGCCGGGUGGCGGCCGUGGACGCCGACGACGGCGAGAACGCCCGCCUGACCUACAGCAUCGCGCGGGGCAACGAGGCUGGGCUCUUCCGCAUGGACUGGCGCUCCGGGGAGCUGCGCACGGCGCGCAGGGUGCCGGCCAAGCGCGACCCGCAGCGCCCCUACGAGCUGGUGAUCGAGGUGCGCGACCACGGGCAGCCGCCGCUCUCCUCCACGGCCGCCGUGCAGGUGGUGCUGGUGGACGGCGCGGGGGAGCGCUCCGGGGGCGGCGGCGGCGCGGCCGCGGGCACCGGCGCGGGGGGAGGCUCCGGGGGCUCCGGCGAGCAUCGCCCCAGCCGCUCCGGCGGGGAUAACUCGCUGGACCUCACGCUCAUCCUCAUCAUCGCCCUGGGCUCCGUCUCCUUCAUCUUCCUGCUGGCCAUGAUCGUGCUGGCGGUGCGCUGCCAGAAGGAGAAGAAGCUCAACAUCUACACCUGCCUGGCCAGCGACUGCUGCCUGGGCUGCUGCUGCUGCUGCCCCUGCUGCAGCCGGCAGGCGCGGGCCCGCAAGAAGAAGCUCAGCAAGUCGGACAUCAUGCUGGUGCAGAGCUCCAACGUGCCCAGCAACCCCGCGCAGGUGCCGGUGGAGGAGUCGGGCAGCUUCGGCUCGCACCACCACAACCAGAACUACUGCUACCAAGUCUGCCUCACCCCCGAAUCCGCUAAGACCGACCUGAUGUUCCUCAAACCCUGCAGCCCCUCUCGCAGCACCGACGCCGAGCACAACCCCUGCGGGGCCAUCGUCACCGGCUACGCCGACCAGCAGCCCGACAUCAUCUCCAACGGGAGCAUUUUGUCCAGCGAGACCAAGCAUCAGCGUGCCGAGCUCAGUUAUCUAGUUGACAGACCCCGACGAGUAAACAGCUCUGCAUUCCAGGAAGCAGACAUAGUGAGCUCUAAGGACAGUGGUCAUGGAGACAGUGAGCAAGGAGACAGUGAUCAUGAUGCCACUAAUCGAGGUCAAUCCUCUGGCAUGGAUCUCUUCUCCAACUGCACAGAGGAAUGUAAAGCACUGGGCCACUCGGAUCGGUGCUGGAUGCCUUCCUUUGUUCCAUCCGAUGGACGCCAAGCUGCGGAUUACCGCAGCAAUCUGCACGUACCUGGCAUGGACUCCGUUCCAGACACUGAAGUGUUUGAAACACCAGAAGCCCAGCCCGGGGCAGAAAGGUCCUUCUCCACCUUUGGCAAAGAGAAGGCCCUUCACAACAGUCUGGAGAGGAAGGAGUUCGAUGGACUGCUGUCUAAUACACGAGCGCCUUACAAACCACCAUAUUUGACACUUGCCAUCUCUGGAUCUCAAAGUGGAUUAUAAAGAAUAGUGAUUUAAACCUUCCUGCACCUCUAGGAGAUAGCACGGAAAAGGAUAUGCUAGUCACUUCUACAGGACUUACCUGAAGCAGCAUGAUUUGCACAAAAGAAAGUCGACCAACAAAAAGCAUCAGCUUUCAACUUCAUUAUCUUGGCCAUCCAGUUCUGUGUAACUGAAGGAUUUGUGUGCUGUUGGAGACAUCCUGGCCAACCAUAGGACCUAAUUGCUCUCAGCAGGCCUGAGAAAUGAGUUGAAAUGUGUAGAACUGUAGAAACUUCAGAGGCAACUGAUCUUGCCUCUCUGAUCAGUGUGUGCCUGUUUACAGCACUAUAUAUCUUUCUCUCUCCAAAAUGUCACUGAGCCCUUUAGAUGUUUAUAUUCACCACAAAAAGCCAAUCGUACAGAUAAAAGAGAUGUGCAUUAUAAAUGCAAUAUCACUGUUUUAAACUUGACUGUUUUAUAUUAUUUUUGUGUGAUCAAGUGUUCCCCAAACUAUUCCAACUUUACAAGAGAGAUUGUGAUCAUGUUCUUUUCACCUGUGGGUCGUAAAAAUGUUGUUAAUCUGAAGACCCACAAAAUUAUCAAAGACAUUUCUGUAGUUUAUACACCGUGUUGCAAAGUGUUUACUGUACUAUUUCAAAGCUUCUAAAUAAAUAUAAAAUAUAUAUAUAUUAUAUUAUAUAUAAUUUUCCGAAAAACGUGGUACAACUUAGUUGAUUUUUAAAUGGAUUCAUACAGUUUACACCAUCCACUAAAGCGAGAAGAUAAUUCAGGGUUCCUAAGCUAUCCUUGCUAAAAACAAAAAUAAAAUAAACCUUUAAUAGUACUUCCCCAAAAUUCGUAUUUUGGUCCAUCCUGUUUUUCUUGUUUGAAAAAAAAAAAAAAAAAGCUGUAAGCAGCACCAUUUUGUCUAAAAAGUCGUGAGGAAUUUUCAAUGCCAAAGAUGCAGCUGUCAGUAUUACCCCAAUGAGCGCUAUGUACUAUCAGAGGUAUAAACCACUCUCCAUUACUUUGGUUAUGUUUCUAUGGUUUUUAAUUUGGAAUCACAAAAUCUUUUAUAAGGCUCUAUAAAUUCACCUGUAUAUGUUGUUAAAAAAGAACACUGGGUGUCUGUACAUUUUGCAAUGUAAGAUAUAAUGUAAGUGAAGUUAAGUAUUUUAAGAAAAUCAUCCCAAGCUCAUAAAUAUGUAUACAUACAUACAUAAAUACAUACACACACACACAAAAACACCCACACAUCUCUCUUUAACAUAGUUUUGUGAAACUAUACAAAUAUAUUGCCUAAAAAUAUUUCUCUUGUGGCUAGGAAUAGUUGUUGAUAGAAUUCAAAUUACAAAGGCAAAGUGUAUGCCAGAAGACUCUUUUGUCACAAAGGAGAUUUCCAAUUAGGAACAUGGCACAUUCUCAGCUGACCCCUGUCCCAUGGGAGUUCAAAUGGUGUUGGCCACCAUCUUUGUUGGGAAAAGGAUUAAGCCCUUGCAUAUAAUCUUUAUGUUCUGUAAUAAUUCUGUGGUCUGAAACAGUAUCUUAGAGCGUUUCUUUUCUAUGAAAUAUUGAAAAAAGUAAAAUUUCGAAGGUAAAGUUUAAAACUACUUUCAUGUCCAUGGAGUUUAAGUACCAUUUACUAAAUGUAAAAAUCUAGUAAAAUUUUUUCUUUUUUUUUUUUUUGUGCUGUGAUUUUUUUCCCCUUACUGUACCUUAAUACAUCAAAUAGUGAAAGCAAAUGAGAGCACACCUUGUUGUCAGCCAAUGCCUAGCCAAAUUCAAACCAAUUCCACCUGAUGGUUCAAUAUUAAGUAAAACAAGAGCAAAUGUUUCAUUGGUUGCAGUGGGAUUUGAAUCAUGCCAUUAUUUUGGAAUUCUGCCAUGGAUGAAUGUGUGAGAGGUCGCUGCUAUGUCAUAAUAGAAUUUGGGUUUCUUAUUUUUGUUUGUGGGUUCUGGGGGUUUUUGUUCUCUGUAAUGGUAGUUUCUAUUAGAUACGAGUAUAUAAAUCACCUGUAUGAAAGCCAUCUUGCUGUGGAUCCAAAUGUACACAGGGACUCCAACAUUCCUGAUCAAAUUCCACGAGUUCUUUGUACAGCUAGUGGACCCUACCAUGAUUAAUUUAUUAUUCCAAACAAAAUAAUAUGCUCAUUAAACACUUUAAUGUGCACACCUAGCAUGAUUGUAUAAUGACAGAUUGUUUCAUGAGAUUCUUUUAAAAAUGUAUGUUAUAAAAAACCUAAUUCAAAAAUCCCCCAAACCACUUCAACAGCUAUUGAUUUGAACAAAUACAACAGUGAAAUGUUCCUCCUGCUCUAGGUAGCAGACCUUUUAGUUGCCCACAGCCUUCAUUUAUUUUAUGAAGAAAAGCAAUGGAAUUUGUGACAAAUAUUUCAUUUAAAGGAGAUUUCUAGAUUCUUGUUUCUGCUUUUAAAGCAAGAAAGUCCUUGCCAUUCUGAAACCUGUUUCUAAUUAGGUUUUUAAUACAGACAUAUAUUGUAAUUUAUGGUUGUUUUCUGGUCUUUGUGAGGGAAAGGAAAUUAUUUUACUUUCUGUUUCAUGGACAGCCAAAUUGUUUCUAUUUUAUGAAACUCCCUUCACAUUUUGCAUGCCAUUUUUUUCUGAAAAAUUAUUAACCAUAUCAUGUCCUGUCAUUCAUUUCCAAAACCAAACUCUUUCCAUCAAGUAUGAUAUAUGUACAGAUUUAUUGAUCUUUUUUAUUUGUAUUUAAUGUUAAAUACCAUUGGCAUUGGCCCAUAUAUACACAGAAAUCCUUGUGAGUUCACUGGGAUGAACUCAGUUCAUCCUAGAGAGGUCCUAGAGGGAGUCAUGGUAGGAUGCAGAAGUGUCAAGGAAAAGGAAGAAUUGAAGUGCUGCAGCCUGAGCUUUUGAGAUGAAGCUGUAGCUCCUGCUGGUUCCCUUGCUCACUGUGAGUUUUGGUGCACUGAAAUUUGCUGGCACAAGCCUUGGGACACAUUAAAUCCCAGUGCAUAGCUGCUGUCCCAAAAAAAGGGCAAACUGGGCAGGGCAGAGGCUCAGUUUGUGCUGUUUCUUUGUUUUAGUGGGCACCUGGCCACCUGCCUUUGACAUUGCCUUGUUCAGCAUCUCCCAAAUAUUCCAUGGCACUGCUGGGAGCAGGGGCAGGCCUGUGAAUGCCUUCAGAGCUCUCCCAGUGUGUGUGUGCCUCCUCCUCUGAUGCAAAUGUUGAAGGACUCUCAUUGUAUAUUGGACCCAACAGUGAAUUAAAAAUAAUCAGGAAAUUUUUAGGUUGGGUAUUAAGGGGAAAGAUUGAUGCCCAUAAAACUGAGAUGAGGAAAGUUUGGGAAUCUUCUUCAUUGCAGGUUUUCAAGGACAGUGCAAAAAAUUAAAAAAAAACCCCACACCUGUAAGGGAUGAUCUAAGUGUACUUAAAGUUGCCUCAGAGAAAAAGCACAGAGAAAGCUCUCAGUCCUGUUGGUCUGUAAUGCUCCUGGUGGGGCAUGCUGAACUUUGGAGGGGUUAAUCUGUGCACAGCUGUAGGGAUAAGAAUGUUCUAUCCUUCAAUUAGUUGUUUGAAGCAAUAUUUAAUGUCUCGAUUUACCAUUUAUGAGCAUAAUAGAACAAGCUGCCUGUGAGAAUAAUUGUCUUUGGAGUAAAUUAGAGUUCAAGCAGAGAAGACAGGGUCUUAUAAAAGAUAGCAAUCAGGUCUGUGAAUCUUUUUUUUUCUUUUUUAAACUCCUGAUUUAGAUAUGUAGCAAUAGAUUUCCAAGCAGCUUGCCUAUCAAAAUUCUUCAAAAUCAAACUUCAGUUUCUUGCAAAACUUAGAAAUACUAAAACAUUUCACUACUUGAAAUAGAAUUCCAAUUUUUUGAAGCAAGUUUUUGCUAACAUGCCUAUUGAGAGAAGGUAUUUCCAUGAACAUAUUCUUAAAUUUCUGGAGCAAGGUGUAGUAAUUUAAGUAGUUACUUCUUUUUCAUUAAUGUUGUUGCAAAAUUAGGUGAAAUUAAAUACACAGAUGAAUACAAUUUGUAAAGAUUCCUGCAUUAUAGCCUCUAUAUAGUUGUGGGGGAGCUACAUGGGUGUAUGUGUAUGUGUGUGUAACUAUAGUUCAAAUUCUGGGAAGUUGCCAUGGGAUUUUUUUUCUUACAGCUCCUAUCAGUAAAUGUAAACAAAAGGGAAGAAACACAUGUUAGGGUACUACAAAACAAGACUUGUUCCUUAGUGUAGAAUGGAGUUUUGCAUUCAAGAAUUAAAUUCAGCCCCUUCUUCAUGUGUUAAACCCACAAUCAAGCACACAACUCAUUUUUAUUUUUACUUCCAAAAUGUUACCUGCUCAAGGUUUUUUUUUUCAUUCUUUUUUUAAAGUAAUAUCAUUCCUCAGGGUAAAGGGUAGAUAAAUAGAUAGUCUUCCUAGGCUGAUAAAUUGCAAUUGCAAUUUUGCAAGGCUGUUAAAUAUUUGUGUGUCUUACCUGGAAAAAGGCGAUCGUAACCUGCCACUGUUCCAUGUUCUUCUAGUCUCAAGCUUUAUGGCAUUUGGGCUUGUGAAUUUAAACCUAUACAAAAGUGUAGGGGCCAAAAUAAGCAUUUUUGAUAUACAUUUAGGUAUUGCAAUUUGAUUGCAAAAAAUUGGCAUCAGAUGUCUAUAAAGGGUAGAAAGUUGUUUAUUCUGUUCUGUUUGCAGUAAUGUAAAAGACAGCCAGUAGGACUUUAUUAUAAUAUUGUGCUAUGAUAAAUUCUGAAACUGUGAGUCAAAUCCUUUGCACUGAUCCCUACAAUCAUAGAGCAAAUUCUUCAUAAAGAGCUCCUUCAUUUUAUUUUGUCUCAAAGAAAUGGAUACAUAUAUAUAUAUAUAUAUAAAAACAGAUAUACAUAGCCAUUACAAUCCAUUGUUGAGCAUCUGUGUUUUUGUAGAUAUCCUCAUAUGUAAGAAAUAACCAAGAACUAACUUGGACAGAUUUCUUGAACUGAAAUUGUUUUUGAAUUUGAAUUUGUUAAUAAAGUUCAUGAUAUUGACAGACA